CUGGAUUGUUUUGUGUGUGGGUUAUUACGGUCUUCUGCUUUCCACGAAGUCUCCAGGACAACGACCUUUUACAACCCCUUCUACCAGGUCAUGUCAACAUGUCGGCUAAUACUUCAAAACAGCUCCAAGAGAACGCCAGUCGAAGCAAAUCCAAUGUAUUCACUUCCACCGACACGCAGUCAGAGGUUGUCUACCCAUCGGGCCUCAAACUUGCGAUGUUGAUCGUGUCCAUCUUCAUAGGCAUGUUCCUUGUGUCUUUGGAUCGUCUCAUUAUUUCAACAGCCAUACCACAGAUCACUAAUGAGUUUGAUUCGGCGGAUGAUAUUGGCUGGUACGGCACAGCAUAUCUGCUUACCAACUGUGCCUUCCAACUGUUGUUUGGAAAGCUAUACCCUUCGUUCAGCAUCAAGGUCAUCUUCGUGUCAUCAAUUGUACUCUUUGAGGCCGGUUCAGCCGUUUGCGGAGCUGCACCUAGCUCAAUUGCUUUUAUCCUAGGUAGAGCCAUUGCCGGUAUAGGGGCUGGUGGCAUCCUCUCGGGAGUGAUGGUUAUUAUUGUCUAUGCAGUUCCCCUUCAUAAACGACCCAAGUAUCAAGGGUUGUUUGGAGCGGUGUUUGGUAUCGCUUCAGUUACCGGUCCUCUAAUUGGUGGCGCCUUCACCACGAAUGUCACCUGGAGGUGGUGCUUCUACAUCAACCUUCCAGUCGGUGCAGUGGUCUUGGUGAUUGUUUUCUUCCUACUCCAUAUUCCCGACGACCGACCCACCGCAAAUGCUCCUUUGAAGGAGAAGCUACGACAACUGAACGCCCUGGGAAUGGCUGUUUUGAUUCCCGGGGUUGUUUGUCUGUGUCUGGCCCUGGAAUGGGGUGGCACUACUUAUCGCUGGAGCAAUGGUCGGAUUAUGGCACUACUUGUGCUAGCUUUUGUGCUUCUUAUCGCCUUCGUCUUCAUCCAAGUGUGGAAGCCUGAGCAGGCGACUCUUCCCGCAAAAAUCUUCACCCAGCGCAGCAUUGCGUGCGGCUUUUGGGUGAGCUCCUGUCAGGGUGCACACAUGAUGUUACUAGUAUACUACCUUCCCAUCUGGUUUCAGGCCAUCAAGGGUGUCUCCGCAGUCAGUAGCGGUAUCCACCUCCUUCCCAUGGUGAUACCCUUAGUUACCGCAUCCAUUCUCACAGGCCAACUCAUUUCCCGGAUCGGAUAUUACACGCCGUUCCUAAUCUUCGGUGUGUGUCUUACAUCGAUAGGCGCCGGUCUACUGACCACGCUGAACCCAACUACAUCCCCGGGUAAAUGGAUCGGCUUUCAGAUCAUAUAUGGCUACGGCCUAGGCUCGUCUUCUCAGGCUCCCAACAUGGCCGCACAGACCGUUCUGCCACGAAAGGACGUCGCAAUUGGAGCCUCGCUCAUGUUCUUCGGUCAACAGCUCUUUGGGGCAGUCUUUACUUCUGUCAGUCAGAACAUCAUCUCCAAUCAACUGUCUGGGCGACUCUCCGACAUCCCAGGUAUCGGUAUUACUCCAGAGAUGGUUCAAAGAACGGGCGCAACCGAGAUCCUUAGCCUUAUACCCGAGCAAUAUCAUGCCGUUGCUUUGCAAGCCUAUAAUGAUUCACUCCGCAAGUGCUUUCAGGUUGGUGUUAUUAUGGCAUGCCUCGCUACCAUAGGUGCAUUUGGUAUGGAAUGGCGCAGUGUCAAGAAGAAGACUCCCCCUAGCAAAUUUGAAGUGGCGAGGACUGUUGAAGAGGCAGGCGAAAAAGGCAAUUUCGAUGACAAAGUGGGCAAGGCCUAGGCCUAGCACACUCAACCUUCAGUUACCGCGGAGAAUGUGGACGUCCAAACGGAGACUUCGGAAAAGGCGUCCCCGAAGAUGGCCACUUGAGCAAGCCAUGACCCCCGGGCUUGAUAAUAG
This is a messenger RNA of Aspergillus ibericus CBS 121593, 1904 nucleotides long. Its product is annotated as MDR family MFS transporter. The record is from RefSeq and is a predicted model, not a curated record. NCBI's taxonomy places the organism in Eukaryota, Fungi, Ascomycota, Eurotiomycetes, Eurotiales, Aspergillaceae. Gene Ontology annotation, biological process: transmembrane transport. Gene Ontology annotation, molecular function: transmembrane transporter activity. The coding region runs from base 99 to 1784 and encodes 561 amino acids. The transcript is spliced from 5 exons.